GCGCCCGGCGCUAUUAGCGCUAGGCUGUUGUUGACCUUGUUGAGGGUGGUUGUGUUGCGGGUAAAUCUUGUCUGUUGUUGCGGCAGAAAUGUCGUCAGUUCGUGAGUGGAGGAAGUUCAUCGGCGGGAGGCUGAAUGGAGCUUUUGAGGGACUCUUCACAGAGUUUGAAACUAAAAUGGAGACAGAAGUGGAGCGUCAGCGCAGACUGCUGGGAACCAUCCGGAGCCCCGAAAUACAGCUGCACAGGAUAGACCAGCAGUGUGUCUGUAAGAAGAAGGAGGAGGAGGAGUUUCUCUCUAUCCAGGAGAAGAAUGCCAAUCUGAACCAGGAGGAUCAGAAAACUUCACAGAUUAAAGAAGAGCAGGAGGAACUGUGCAUUAGUCAGGAAGGAGAGCAGCUUAUACUGAAGCAGGAGAGCAAUAUGUUCAUGGUGACCCCUAUUUAUGAGGACAGUGACAAGUUUCUCUCUUGUUCUGUACCUGAGAGUCAAGAACAGGAAGGCAUCAAGCAUGAAAACUCAGGGACACCCUUAAAAAUGGAGCCAAAACCAAAGAAGAUCUGUCUCAACACAACUCAGAGUAACAACGCAGACACUGAUGAAAACACAGAAGUCUUUAAGAACGAUUUACAAAUGAACGAAAUGUGUGGUAAAAGUAAAAGACACACUAAUAAUAAUAAUACAGAUGAGACUUACUCCUGCAGCUCCUGCGGGGAGAAAUUUAAACACGAACUUACACUUGAAGAGCACUUAAAAAUCCACACAGAUGGCGGGCCAUAUUCCUGCACGACAUGUGGGAAAGUUUUCAGGUACAGCGCUUCCUUCAAACUCCACAUAAAAACCCACACAGACGAGAGGCCGUGUUUCUGUGAGAAAUGCGGCAAAACGUUCAGAAGAAGCGAUAAAUUGUUGCUCCACAUGAGGACGCACACGGGUGAAAAGCCAUACCUCUGCAUUACCUGCGGGAAAAGCUUUAACGACCCGUCAGCGUUCAGAAGGCACACGGCAAUCCACACGGGCGAGAAGCGGCAUUGUUGCAAAACCUGCGGUAAACGUUUUGCGCAUAGUAACAGUUUUUUGCGCCACAUGAGAACCCACACAGGUGAGAGGCCUUACCUCUGUAACACCUGCGGGAAUAGAUUUGUCAACGCAUCGAAGCUUAAGAGGCACAUGAGGACGCACACGGACGAGAAGCCGCACCUCUGUAACACCUGCGGGAAAAGCUUCAUUCGCCUUUCGAGGUUGACGAGUCACAUAAGGACUCACACGGGCGAGAAGCCGUACUCCUGCAAAAUAUGUCAAAAGGACUUCGCCUAUACCACGUCAUUGAAAGUCCACAUGAGAGUCCAUACAGGCGAGAGACCGUAUUGUUGCGAGAAAUGCGGGAAAAAUUUCAGCCAGGCUGGGAGUUUAACCUCCCAUAUGAGAACUCACACAGGUACAAAGUCCUGAAACACCUGUGAGGAGAGAAUAUCAGUUCAAGUUUUGGUUUAAAAAAUGAUUGUGUAACUUUAUGGUGUGCUACACUGUGCAGCCUUUAGAUUCAAUACUGAUGCUGUGCAUAUGUGGUGACUCCAUGUACAUUGGAAAUUUUUGUGUCAACUGUUACAAGAAACAGGAGUGAGAUGCAUCCACAGACUGUAUAAAAUCUGGGUUCAAGGUCUGAAACGUGAAGGCUGCAGACUUUUUAAUGGCCAGCAGGAGGCGACACCUCUGGUUGUAUAGAAGUCUGUGGGAAAACACACCUACAUCUGAUUUAUCAUCUCAGCAAACCACUUCCUGAUGAGUUUUUGGGCUCAAACGCUGGUUUUAGGUCAUAUUUAUUAAAACGUGAAGUACAUUUUGGAAAUUAUGGUCUGUAUUAGAGGCAGAUGAGGAUAAGCAGGGUACGCUUAUCUAACAUCCUGUGCAGAAGCUGUCCAACCUCACUCAUCAUAGAGAGGGAGACAGAUAGGGAGCGCUUAAAUUCGGUAAGAGAAUAUUGGUUUGCAUUCUCAUAUGCUCGCUUAUUCAAUAUAUUUCUGCAUUAUCUUUGGGCUUCAUGUAAUAUGUGUGGUGAUUAAUAAAUGGUUAAGAACAAAAGUGAAAGCCUGACCUUUGACUUCUUUUAUCAACCAAUCCGGGGGGAACCGGAGGAAAGGAUCCCGAUUUCCCAACACAGUCAUUUGUGACGGAG
Messenger RNA from Archocentrus centrarchus (flier cichlid), 2174 nucleotides. RefSeq names its product zinc finger protein OZF-like. NCBI's taxonomy places the organism in Eukaryota, Metazoa, Chordata, Actinopteri, Cichliformes, Cichlidae. Gene Ontology annotation, molecular function: RNA polymerase II transcription regulatory region sequence-specific DNA binding; DNA-binding transcription factor activity, RNA polymerase II-specific. The record is from RefSeq and is a predicted model, not a curated record. Gene Ontology annotation, biological process: regulation of transcription by RNA polymerase II. The transcript has 2 exons. The coding region runs from base 89 to 1450 and encodes 453 amino acids. Gene Ontology annotation, cellular component: nucleus.